Molecule: messenger RNA, 2590 nt
Organism: Macrosteles quadrilineatus (aster leafhopper)
Lineage: Eukaryota; Metazoa; Arthropoda; Insecta; Hemiptera; Cicadellidae
Product: protein unc-93 homolog A
Exons: 6
Coding region: 396-2444 (682 amino acids)
Biological process (GO): regulation of muscle contraction; regulation of potassium ion transport
Cellular component (GO): plasma membrane; striated muscle dense body
Molecular function (GO): potassium channel regulator activity
Source: RefSeq, a predicted model, not a curated record
CAGACUACAGACUACAGACUACAACCACAGUCUCCAACCCUCUACAUACAACAGCCUACAACGGCUCUACAGAUGCAAGAUAAAGAAGAAAAAUAGGAUCUAACUCACCGCAGAUAAUCGUCAAUUGUGAUUCAUUUUAAAGAGAGCUUUUUCGUGUGAUAGGUUCUCAGUCUCAGCCACCUAAAUAUUAAAGCUUAUAACCCAUUUGUCCCUGCUCAACUAGCCUCAUAACUGCACUCGUACGGUCUUUACACAACAUGUGCUUUUCACAGUCCAUAAGUGUAGAUUUGUGCCUUUCUCUGACAGUGUUCUUUUAUAUAUAUCUCCAUAUCUCCCAGUAACGUCCAAAGCAGUGAUAUUAGAUGUAGUUCUAUAAAGUAUUUCACAAUCUUAAAAUGGGAAGUCUACCAAAUUUACAUAGUUUGUCUUCUUGGUCGGAUAUUCAAGCGUUGUACAGUCCACUUCCUAAAGGAAGGAGAGCGAGAAAUCCUUCCCCAGUGCGACCUCGGGGAAGAGUGUCGAUGAUGGACUUUGGCCAUCGGCCGGUGAAACACGUUCGCAGUGUGGAUCGCAGUAUCUACCACGCACUGGACAAACGAGUGCUGGACCACGGUGAUCUAUCCAAAAUAAAGGACAAGCUCCUUGACCGUAAACUGCCCCUGGUGUGUCCCACUAGCACGGUGGUGGCUGCUGCUGCACCCUCCCAACGUGUCAUCGGCAUCACAGCCCUUACCCAUCGACCCUCCAAUUUUGAGUCAGCAAUGACCAACUCAUAUUCCCCAGUAUCAAGCCGUUCGACAAUCACUCAUCAUCACUUCCACGGACUGCAUCACCAGAGCAACGUUGUUCGUCACAGAGAGUCUCUCUCAAGCUCCGCCGGAGCCUCAUCUGUACGUCGACUGAUUGGAGUUGUUAGAUCCACUCCAUCGCAGUUCGGUCCGGUGUACUCUCGUAGAGUGAUUCACAAAAACUGGGCUGCUUUGUGCCUCGCAAAUGCACUUCUCACUUCAGCCAUAGUUCCUCUGUUAGGUCUCCAGAGCUCCAUCUCUUCCUGGUGGUGGCCUCCAGGAUCCAAACCUGAGAUCUCCCCUAACUGGUUUUAUCUGAGUGCUGAUAUCGGUUCUUUGUUACUGGCAUCUCUGUUUGCCAUCGGAUCUUUAUCAUCACUAUUUAUUGUCGCAGUUAUAAAAAAACUGGGAACUAAUACCACGAUAAACAUCAGUUAUGGAUGUGCUUUCCUCUUCUUCUCAUCCCAUCUAUAUCCGAAGCUAUACACAUUGAUUCCCAGUUAUAUUAUAAUGGGUAUCAGCUUAGGUCCUAUGGCAGGAGCGAAGGUAACUGCUUUGAUGGCCCUAGCUUCUAAAUAUUCCUUCGUUUUAUCAGACGAAGAAGAAGAUGAAAUAGAGCGAGUCGAAGAGACAAGCAGAAGAGAUGCGGUAAUUCACAAGCUUGCGAGAUGGAUGCAAACCACUCAGGACUGUGGUCUUGUUUUAGGAAAUCUUCUAACAGGGAUGGUUAUGGCUUACACUUGGAGUAUUGCUCAAGAUGUACACGACACUCAUGUUGCUAUAGACUCGAUGUAUGCCAUAGAUGAUGUUGGGGAACGAGUGUGCGGUGCUAAUGCUUGUCCUGUCACACUUGAUUUCCACAGACUCAUUCCACCUCCAGAAAUUGCAGCCAAUCGAUCUGAUGAUACUUCACUCAUCCUUCCUUGCAAGUCUUGUAUGUUUCUUGCUAGUGUAUUUAUUGGUUUUGGCAUAAUGGCUUGGAUAGUCGCUGCAGUAUUCACUGAUCGAAUUAUCAUCUAUCAAGAUAUUUCCGAAAAAAGUGAUUUUGCUAAAUCAUACAAAGUCAUGGCAGACACUUUCAAAGAUCCCCACCUUCAGCUAAUGGUUCCUCUAGCUCUCUACAUUGGUCUGACUCAAGGUUUCAUGUACGCUGACUUCACCAAAUCGUACGUAGUGUGUUCACUGGAUGUAUACAACAUCACGUGGGUAUUUGUGGCACUGGGGGUACUGCAAUGCAUUGCCGGAUGUACAGUCAGUCUUGUACUUCAACAAAUCAAGAGGAUUUACGUCAUAUCCGUGGGUUUCACCUUCCAUUCCUGCCUUAUCUUGGUACUACUCAAAUGGAAGCCAACAGGUGAUGAUCCAGCACUCUUCUACGUCAUUGGAGCCGUCUGGGGUGUCUGCAACUCAAUCUGGGAGUGCCUUACUUUUAGCUUGUUAAUAGUUAUCCAUCCGGACACCUGGCAACCUGCGAUUGGCCAUCACUAUUUCUUUCGCUAUCUGGGCCUCGCCCUGGCAUUCAGCAUUCACGGAGCAUUCUGCAACCAGCUCAAGUUGUACAUUCUAGCCAUGGUUCUGAUACUCACUGCCAUCUCAUACUCCAUCUUGGAGUGGAAGUUAUCGCAGCGGCCAAAAGAUAAUUUAGACGCUUUGUGACACACCCUAGCCCGGGUCACAGCCACAUCAUAGAGCUCAAGUCAACCGCAGAGUUUGAUCAUAUCGAUUCACACUCAAAUAUUCAUCUUACAGUAUUUUAUAAUGAUAAAUAUAUAUAUAUAUUUUUAAAUACUGAGCAAAUUAGG